Messenger RNA from Paramecium octaurelia, 657 nucleotides. The record is from the annotation of a GenBank genome assembly. Lineage: Eukaryota; Ciliophora; Oligohymenophorea; Peniculida; Parameciidae.
AUGAAAUAUAUUCUUACAGAAGAGCAUGUAGAGAUUCCAGAGAAGAUCGAAAUUAAGGUUAAAUCAAAGAAAGUGGAAGUUAAAGGUAUUGAUUAUGAUUAAUAAUUAUAGGCCCAAGAGGAAUUUUGAAUAGAAAUUUCAAACAUGCAUCUUUGGAUAUCUAAGUUCAAAAGAAAUUAAAGAAAUAAAGCAAAAAGGAGAAAUCUAGAGUUAGUAUUAGAAUGUGGUAAUCUCAAAGAAAACAAAGAUGCUAAGUGAACUCUGUGGCUGCUUAAAUAAAGAAUAUGAUUAGAGGUGUUACUUCUGGAUAUAAAUUCAAAAUGGUUUUAGCAUAUGCUCACUUUCCAAUCAUUAUCAAUUUAUUAGAUAAGGGAGCAGGAAUUGAGAUAAAGAAUUUCUUGGGAGAGAAAAUCAUUAGAACAAUAAAAUGCUUACCAGGUGUUGUGAUCACUAGAAAUGAAGCUGAAGAAAAGAGUAGAAUAAAUAAUUCAAAUUUUAGAUGUCUUGACCUUAAGCGGUAAUGAUCUUAAUAAUGUUUCAUUAACAUGUGCAUUAAUUCAUUAAGCCUGUGCGGUUAAAAAUAAAGAUAUCAGAUAAUUCUUGGAUGGAAUUUACGUCUCAGAAAAACGUUUGGAAGUUUGAUAUUUAAUAAUAAGU